AUGAGACGCCUCCGCUUCAGCGGCUUGUCGAUGACGGGCCAUCUCCGAACACCGAGGACUGAAAAGAAGUCUGAAAUGAAGCCAGUGGACGAGACUCGCGUUGAGGCCUCCCGGUCCCAAUCGGAGGGGGAUCCCUUGCGGCAGAAGCUGCGCGCCCUGGGAUCAAGCUUCGCAAGCUUGGGGCAGCAAGUGGACCAGGAUGCCAGGAGGCGUCGUGAGCUGGCUUCACACCGCUGCCAGGAGCUCCUGGUGGCUCUGGGAAAGCUGGAGCACGAGCUCACGGACGAGACCCACAAUCGCGAUAAAGAGUUGGCCGAGUUGAGACAGGCGAUGGAGAAGAGAUUGGCCCAAAUGGUAGAGACCAUCCAAUCGAGGCUUUCUGACCGCUUCGCAUCGUUGCUCAGCACCCUGGAAGCCUUGGCAGAGAGGUGUGCCACUCUGGAGUUCGGCAUUCAGCAGUUUCGAGGAGAGCGGCCUUCCCAGCUGCAGGUGGAGAUGUCAAACCUGAGACAAAUGAUGCUGGGGCUCCACGAGGACCUUGCCAAGGAGCAGCCCCUGGCGGCCGAACAGGCCGCCCUUCUGCUGCAGCAGAUCGAGGAGGGCGACUUCAACAUUGAUGCAGAGUUGCAGAAGGAGCUCGUGCGGUUGGAGCGGCGGGGGGAGGCGUUGCAGGAGCUCAUCGAUCAGUUUGUAACUACACCGGAGGAUGCAGACAUCGGCCAGAAAAGGGCGUUGGUGCUGCAGCGUCUCGCAGCUUUGCGGGCGGGCCUGGCUGAGGAGGUCGCCAAGCGAGACCAGGCUGAUGAUGAGGUGGUGCAGGCCAUUAAUGCCUACACUGCUCAUCUCAUCAAGAGCUUCUCGAAGGGCCCAACGGAGAUGUUUCCCUAUGCCUGCCAUGGAGCGCUGCAAGCUCUACCCAGAGGUUCCGACGAGGCGCCUGUAGUCCUCCGGUCUGCGGCUGGAAGAGAGGGCCCCGCGCACGCAGUGAGCUGCUGUCGUCGAGGUCGGGCGCACGCUGUAUUGGCUGCGAGUGCUGCUGCCAUCACUUUGUGGAGACGACAGCCCAGGAGCAAGUCGCUUCGGCCCCUGGGCCUUUGUGCUCAAGGCGAUGGUGAGUACAUGGAGGAGUUUGAUGCCCUCGGUCGGGAGCUGUCUGGCAAGGCCGUCAUUGUGGGCUGGGAUCCAGGCCCCAAGAAGCGAGCCGCAAGUGCCGCCUACGGCCCUUCCUUCUCACCGGAGGAGUCCCUCGAAGAACUGGAGAACCUCUGCGGGACCUUGGGCGUGGAGGUGAAGGAGCGCGUGCUUCAACAGUGGCGACCAACUUCCGGUCGCAUGCCCAUCGGCAGCGGAAAGGCAGAUGAGCUUCGACAGCAGGAAAUGUUGUUAUUGGUUAGAGAAGACAUGAUGUUGGCAAUCGUGAUGUUUGAGAGAGCAGCAUUGCGCCGCACCCCUGUUGACAAAAGAAAGCAACGCUAUUGCAGCGGCAGCAAAGGGGCUGUGUGGCUGACGAGCGGGGGUGCGGUGUCCGGCCAUGGAGACCGUGACAUCUUCCAGAGAGACAUGGCGGGAGAUGUGAGGCAGCCCUCCCCGAUGUUAUGGCUUCAUCCAGUGCACCUUUGCUCUGCCGAUCCGAAGCCACUCCGCUUGCAACCAGAUCCUUCGUGUGAUUCGCCGCUACGUGGAGAGUUACUGAGUCGACUGUUGGAUCGCAUCGCGGGAAGCGAUUUCGCUUCGCCAAGGCCUUCGGACACUCGCGAUUGUCCGGUGACGCUCAACAACAGGCAGCUGCAGGUCAAGAGUGACAUACUUGAUGAGCCUUUGUUCUGCAUCUCCCUGAUGUUGGCGGAUGUGGUGUCCACUCCAGCUAGCGAUCUGGAAACUGCACAGGGUGACCUCGCUUUGCAAGUGAUCGCAGUGGCACCACGUGCCCCCGAAGCCGAGUUGGAUUCAUCUCGGGCAGGACCCGAUGAAGCCUGGAUUUUGUGCUCAGCGGCCUCUGAUACCCUGGUGCAGCUCUCAAUGCAGGGCGCUGUGCGAUGGGAUUGGAAGGACACCUUCUCGACGCGUCAUGUGCUGGGCACCGGAAGCUGUGGCAAGGUAUUUGCGGCAGCGCCGAAGUCAGAAAUGUUGCUGCCCGAGAGGCUGCGUGGCCAGGAUGGCUGUGCGGUGAAGGUCUUGUCGGGGCGCAUUGACCAGACAUCACUCAGGAGUGAAGCUCUUUCCUUGGCAAUGGCGGCAGGUCACCCAAACAUCUGCGGCUUUGCAGGAGUUUUUUGUGAGGUCGUGGAAAGCGAUCCAUCGAGUGAUGGCUCUCCCAAGUCCGGCGAAGGAUCAGAGGCCGCCAAGCCGGAAGAGUUCAAGCAUGGCGGACCCUUGUCUUGGCGAAUAGUGCUCGAGCUGCUGCCUGGAGGAGAUCUCUUUGACUCCGUGUCCGACCAUGGGGUCCUCCAAGAGGCUGAAGCCAUGGAGCUGCUCCUAGACACCCUUGGCCACUGGACCGUGGAAGGCCUUCUAUCAGCUCUGGCCCACCUCCAUAGUCUUCGACUCGUCCAUCGGGACGUGAAAGCGGAGAAUGUACUCUUCGGGCGCAACAGGCACGCAGCGUCUGCCAUUGUGUGGGUGUCCUUCUCUGGAUUUGCGUGCGCUGUAGUUUUUGUAGCGCAAAUUGGCGGUAAUUGA
Symbiodinium necroappetens is the source of this 2679-nucleotide messenger RNA. The record is from the annotation of a GenBank genome assembly. NCBI's taxonomy places the organism in Eukaryota, Dinophyceae, Suessiales, Symbiodiniaceae.